This is a messenger RNA of Haliotis rufescens (red abalone), 10183 nucleotides long. RefSeq lists its product as uncharacterized. Lineage: Eukaryota; Metazoa; Mollusca; Gastropoda; Lepetellida; Haliotidae. The coding region runs from base 83 to 9976 and encodes 3297 amino acids. The transcript has 23 exons. The record is from RefSeq and is a predicted model, not a curated record. Gene Ontology annotation, molecular function: protein binding.
CUAUGCAGCUAAGUUAGUGUACAGAUAUAUACCAAAGAGAGCAGAGAUAUUUGAACAAGUAACACGAGUGACAUCCGCAGCCAUGCGAUCAUGGGGAUACCUUGCGUUUUUAACCAUCUACAUUAGUUCAUCUUCAGAAGGUCUCAGCAACACUGGUGCACAUGUCUGUCAUCACACCGUGACAAACGUCGGUUCCUAUCAAGAGAGAUACACGUCGCACUGUGGGUUUCUUAACAUGAGACGGUGUUCUCAUCAUCGAACAAGGUACCGCGUAGAUUCACGUGUAGUGUAUGAAUGCUGCCCGGGAUGGCGAAGUACCAACGGUGUCGACUGCAGCACAGCCAUCUGUUACGACAAGGACAACACCAACGGAGCCUGUAACCAGAGAGGAAGCUGUGUUGCACCAAACAAGUGUUCCUGUCACACUGGCUAUACAGGAUCACAAUGUGAAAAAUGUCUUGAUGCUCGAGGCGAUUCUGAACAUUCAAUCUGGUGGAACAUUAACAGCCAUCCUGACUGUGCUCUGACCUGUUCCUGGAAGAACCAAUGGUGUUGGCCCGGCGACUGUCCAGAUGCGGCCAACAGAAAUCUGAGGACAAAUUGUAAAUGUAGGGCCGGCUUCGUUAAGAAGGAUGGCGGUUCCAGCUACACAAAGUGUGACCUUACAUACAAACCCGAACUUCUAUCCUGCCACAUUGGAAUGACUGAUGAACACCACAGCAUAAGAAACUCCACACACGGGUCCAACACCAGGUGUUCACAUGAAACAGAUACUUAUGUCAACUUGAAGCCCAACUCUGUCUACUAUCUGUUUUUCUCAAAGUUCGACAACAUUGACAUCACAAAACCCCCGAACUAUGUCUACGACCAAGGCUAUGGAAUAGUUACGUCAUGGGCAAAAUUGAAGAAGAUUCUCAUAAACGGAGCAGAGACUAGUCUGUCUACAGUAUCAUUGCAUGGGGGAAGUGACUGUUCGAAAGCUCUGAGUGACACUUCACCAUCUAGCAAUCUGGCAUGUUCAAGAACUCAACCAAUAUCAAUAGACAUGCUUGAUGGAGAGAGACUAUGCGUCCAAUUUUCUACUACUGGUGGAGGAUUUUUCAAGUAUCAGGACUUUGACGGACAUCCUGUAGGAACCCAGAUCUACAGUCAUCAGAGUUCCACCAAACAGCUGUGUUUCCGGUAUGAUAUUGGGCAACCAGUACACUGCUCCAAACUCAACACAGGACACUGUAUGUCACAACCACUUGAACUAUCAACCCGCAUUACACGAACUGGUGUAUUCCAUGUAAAAACCUUUGGCUGGUCAGACCCGGUUCCGAAAGGAGGAAAGACUGAUGCAGCAUCGGGUUUGAAGUACACUAAAAUAAAAGUUCUGAAAACUGAACAUAAAGGAAAUGUGAUCGACGUAAUACACACGCCACUGAAAGGUUUGGAUUUAAAAUAUGAUAACAAGUUUCAGCUAGACAUACCUAUUCACCUGCCAAACGCAAAUGGGCUGUAUGCAGUCAUUCUGGAGGUACAUGACACGGCUGGAAACAUACAAAAUGUGCGGCGAUUGGUGUUGUACGACAACUCCUCCAAACUGAUGAUAAUCCCUUCACAACCUCUUCAGGUUGUGUCAGCAACCAAGAAAUCGAGCUACAAAUGGCAGACAAACCUUGGACCCGUAUGCGUUGACUGGAAAGGUCGUUACUAUAAUGAUGAAAUGAGGGCCAAUAACCCUUUGGAUCCAGUUCGUCCCCAGGUAGAAGUGAGCCCGGAAUAUGACCAAACUUCUGGAACCCUUCCUAUUUCUGGGACUCCUAACGUUGACGGUAUCGUUGAGGCAAAGUAUUUUGUUUCUGUGGAUCAUGGCGCUAAAUCACACUGGGCAUUGGUUCCUAAUUUUACCAAACAAUCACUUUGCAUCUCUCCUAAGCUGUUUGAUGGUCACUCUUAUAAUAUUUCCAUAAAGAUUAAAGACAUUGUUAACAGCUCUGUAGAGGAAUCGGUACGAGUUUAUAUUGACUCGACUGGUCCUGAUGUCACAAACAUGUGGCUCGUGAAAGAUGGAAACAAGCAGGUGUAUGUUCACGACAGUCUCGACCUUUCUACCAUGGUGCUCCAGUUUGAUGUCAUAGACCCUCACAGUGGUAUCCAAUUCGUAGAGUGGUAUCUUGGCACCAAAGACUCAUCCGAAGACCUUGGCCAUGGAGUGCUGCCAGUAGAAAAACUCAAUGGAAAGCCAUGUCCAUCGAAUUACAGCUGCUACUGUCCCUCUAUUGGAGAGUGUCAGUUUCACAACUACUCUGUGAAAUUGAAUGGGCUUGUGGCAAACAAGACCAAUCAUGCUCAACACAACCAGGCCUUCUACUUCACGGUCGUGUCAACAAACGAAGCAGAUCUGCGGACCAUCGACCACCUGGACAUUCUUGUGGACACCUCUCCACCUGAAGCAGGGACCGUUAAAGAAGGAGGGGUGGACGGUCCUGAUGUGGACUACACAAGUGAGGAUACUGUGUUGGUCAACUGGGCAGGGUUUAUUGACCAUGAGAGUGGUAUCAACAACUACCUGGUCGGUCUGGACAUCAAGUGUCUGACACUUGACGAUAUGAAGAACAUUACAGAUGUGAUCAAUAUUCCAGGAAGCAUAAAUACAGCGCAGUUUACAAUUCGUGAAGAGACGAGCAAAUAUUAUGCAACCGUUGUAGCUUUCAAUGCCGCCCUAACUCCUUCAAAAGCCGCCUGUUCCGACGGAAUCAUCAGGGAUAUUUCACCACCAUCAUUUUACAAUGUCAUAUUGAGAUCUGCACAAACAUCAACUGAACAUGUUGUACGCCUGAAUGGGGAUCUCUGGCUUGUCAAAAGAAAUCUAACACUAAAUCUGUUACAGAAGACAAGUGAAUGUUCACAGAGAUGCAAAUCAGGGUCCACAUCAACGUUUGCUUACAUCUUUCCUAAGGUUAAUGGAAUCUUGAAUGAUACAGAAAUGGCCGAUAGCCUCUGCAGAUAUCUUCCAUCUUUUGAAGACUCUGUGAUCUUUCUUCCAUCUGACAAGAUAGAACUUCAAUGGAACUGCUCAGAGAAUGAAAGCCAAAUGCGAGAUUUCUCAGUAGGAUUUGGAUCUGACAAGACAGCAGUUCAUGAUCCAGAUAUUCUGGACUAUGCGUCGAGUAAAGGACGUCACUCUUUUAAGCUUAAUCAUGCUGGCUUUUCUGGGAAGAACAUCUUCUACAUUUUUCUAAAGGCAGUUAAUAAGGCUGGAUUGACUUCAGUUGUAACGUUUGGACCAGUGAUGAUUGACAAUACACCUCCUGCUGUUACUGAGAUUUUAUCACCAAAAUCAAGCGGUGAUUUUGUCAUUAUAACAUGGAACAAUAUGACCUUCACAGAUUCAGAGCAACAGGAUUCCCAAUUUACUGUUUUGUACAGAAUCGUGCAUGAUGGGGUUCAUGUCACACCUAUUCUCCAAACUCCAAAGCACAUCACAAAAGCGUGUCAGAUUCAGGGUCAUGCUGGUUGCAUCAGAUAUCCACUCACACGACUGCAAGAGAUGGACUCGGAGCUUAACAAACCAUUUCUCUUUGAACUGUAUGUGUACAAUUCUGCUGGCCAUUUCACUAUCGUCAACACAAAGAAGAUUACAGUGCCAUCCAGAUUCCCACCAGGACAUGGGAUCGUGUAUGACAUUGACCCAUUGCAUGAGGACAGUAAGGAUGAUGUUGAAUUUCAUUCCACACAAAACAAGUCCUGUGUUAAGUGGAAUGGCUUCCAUCAUCACGGAAUUGUCCAAUUUGAAGUGGCGUUGGGAGCUGUUGUAAAUGGAAGUGACAUUAGUCCAUUCAGAGUUGUAAACAACAAAAGUGUUUGUAUCACCUCACCAGGUCUCAAACCACGUGUGAACUAUUAUGCUACGGUAAGAGCAACCAGUUCAAGUGGUACAUCAUAUGCAUCAUCUGAUGGUUUCAUUAUUAUAGAUCAACCAUCUGAUGAACAAUUUCUCCUAAAGGUAUUUGAUGGAGUAGCAUGUGAUAUUAACAUUUACAACACCUUUGGAUUGGACCUAGACACAGAUACAACUUUAGACAUCAAUAUUACGAGGGCAUACAAAGCAUCUUCCUCUCUCGGUAUUGGUCAGAGAUACAUUGUUAAGUUUCAACAAUCCUUAAGUGGAAAAAUAAAGUCGGAUGAUGUUCUCUUCAAGUCGAAUGGAAAAAUGCAAGACUUGGCUACAUAUGAAUUUGUACCUUUGACACAUUAUCCCCGGUUCUACAUUACUGACUCUGCUGUUGACACCAACAACGCAACUAUUCACAUGUGUUCUCUGGACACUGAUUACACGUUGUCGAAGAACAAAGUGUCAUCUUACUGGACAUAUGCUGGUCCUUGGAAAGUGCUAACAACUCAUUUUGAAGCUGCCCUCAAGGAAAGAAUGCACUGCGAAAACCGGACACAAUGUUAUAAAACCCUAUCUUCUAUUAUUGUUGAUAGUGGCACUGACUAUGCAGACUUCACGAAUAUGGUCCUAGAUCCUGGCAAGGUGUAUCAAGUGUUUGUGAGGCCCUGUUUUGACAGUGUGUGUUUACCAUGGAAACAUUCAGAUGGUGUUAAGGCUAUCACUGGACUGCCAAAAGUAACAAUGACAGCAUCCUUCACCAAUAGAUCCAAAUCAUCUUGUCAUGCUGUGACAAUUCACGUUGAUAGUAUUGAAUGUGAAGCAGAACCAGAAGAUGGAAAGACAAUCAUCUAUCAGCGGUCAGUUGCAGACAAACGUAACAAUCCGUUAACUUUCUGGCAAACGGACCAGUCACUCGCCACAGGAAAGUCUGACAUCUGUAUUGAGGACCAUGUUCAGUCUCACAGUGUCAUCAGCAUUUGUGUCAGAGUCAUAUGUCCAUCUGGGCUGUCUGAUACAUCGUGUAGAACUCUUCAACAUACUAGGAAAGAAGGGAACAGACUUGUUGAAGUGGACCAAAAGGAUGUUCCAAAAAUUAUCAAAAUGAUGGAGAAGCUGCAAGUUUCAAAUCUUCCGUCUUUUGAUACUGACAUUGCCGAGUCUAACAUUAAACUGGCGGGAGUUAUGCAUGGACUACAAGGCCGGACAUCCACCUGGUAUUUGAUGACAGACCCUCACAUUCCACCUGAUUGUAAAUCUGAUGACAAAUGUAUCACCAGUGUAGAUAAAGUAGGACCAGUUGCUAAGUUUCAUGGUCGAUAUUUAAUGGAUGGCAUGAAAUAUUAUAUAUGUGUCCAAAGCGAAAACACUCGAUUAACAAUAUCUGAAUGUGGAGAUGGUGUUAUCAUAGAUGACAGGCCCCCUAUCAAAGGUGAUGUUUGGGUGGUGAACCAACAAAAUGGGUUCCUUACAGAAACGGAUGUUCUGGUUAUGGCUUGGUCAGGUUUCAAUGAACAAGAAUCCAUCUUCAAUAGCAUUGAGUCAGGCAUAACUCACUUCUCAGGUGCCAUAGGUACUUACCCAGGAGGCCAGGAUGUUCUGAUCUUCACAAAUGUUGGCUUUGUACACACCGCAUACUUUUGGAACAUCACAUUGGAGAAUGGCAAAACCUACUAUGCAAAUGUGAAAGCUUAUGAUCGACUUGGACACUCAACAUCAGCAACAUCUGAUGCUGUUAUGGUUGAUGUUACACCACCUAAGACAGGCGAUAUCUUCAUUGGUGACACUCUUGACAGUCAUAGUGUGGUGUCAGGAGACAGGUUGACUGUCCAUUGGGCCGGAUUCGAAGAUCCUGAGUCUGGCAUCCUUUCAACAUAUCUCUCUAUAGGAUCGACCAGCACUGGAACACUGUCGCCUUCAACGAAAUAUACGAAGACAUUUGCAGAUAUUCACAUGAAGAAGUUCACUGAUGGACAUGGAUAUUUUGCAAAACUAAUGAUUACAAAUCGAGCUGGAUUGACUUCUACAGCAGUGUCCAACACCUUCACUGUGGACACGUCACCACCUACUAAAGGUGUUGUUGCAGAUGGGGAAAAUGCAAACAAGGUGGAGCUAGACUACCAGAGUUACACUGACAGGUACAGUUGUCACUGGUCUGGAUUUGAUGAUCCCCACUCUGGGUUGUCCUCCUUCCAUGUUAGUCUUGGGACUCAGCCCUAUCUGGAUGAUGUAGAGACAGACACACAUACAGGAUUAGGAACAGAAAUGUCAUGGACUGGAGACUUGCCUCUCGGGAUAAAGUUCUACUGCAGUGUUGAGGCUUGUAACCAUGCAGGUCUUUGCUCAAAGUCUGUAUCAGAUGGGAUCAUUCUGGACAACUCGCCUCCAGUACCUGGCAUAGUUUUUGUGGGACAUGAUGGACUGCAUCGCAAAUAUAAUGGACACGUUUCCACUCUCACCGCACGAUGGUUUGGAUUUGAGGACCCAGAAACAGGAAUCAACCACUUCGCCUGGUGUGUUGGAACAUCCACGGGAAAAUGCGAUGUCCUUCCAAGUAUUAACAACCUCCUUUCUGACUCAGUUCUUAAAACUGGUCUUAAGCUGCCAUCUGGUCAUCCCCUGUAUGUUACUGUCAAUGCUACAAACCAAGCAGGUCUAGUGGCCACAUCCACUUCAGACAGUUUCAUCGUUGACGCAUCCUCACCAGUAGUAACAGAAAAACCUACGUUUACAUCACCCUACUCUAAAAACAUAUCUGCUGUGAAUGUGCAGUGGGAGAACUCCAUGCUUCAUCUUCGAUGGAAGUUCACAGACGUUGAUAGUCCAAUUCAAAGGCACAUGGUGUCUCUGUCUACUCAUCACGAUGGAUCAUCUGCUAUUGAAAAUAUACACAUUUGCGCUCAGGACUCCACCACCAUCCUCUUCAAAGCAGGGAAUCUAAUGAGAAGUGGAGAUGUCUACACGGCCACUGUCACUGCCUGUAAUGCUGCAGACCUCUGCUCCACAGCCACAAGUAACCAGAUUCGUAUAGACUCUACUCCCCCACAUCUGGGAGGAUUCGAAUCGCCAAUGGUAUGGGAAAGUAUCACAGACACAGGUGUAACCAAGACACGUUUCAACCUGAUAUGGCUUGGCUUUACAGACACUGAAUCUGGAAUCCAGGCCUAUUUUAUCUCUGUUAGUCGAACAUUUGAUGGUACUGAACUGUCGAACGGUAUUGCUGAAAUACCACAUGACAAACACACUACUGAACAAUCAUCUUCUUUCAUACUCAGUGAUCAGAUCAGAACUGGAGAAAAUAUAAUCCUGACGAUCUCAGCAACAAAUACCGCUGGCCUAUCAAGUGCAGUAGGAAAGGUGACGGUGGCAGUUGUUGCCACUGAUGUGAAACAUACAAAGGGGAUGUUGGAACUCCAACGCCACUCAUGCUCAGUUCAUUACUGCACUGGGGACUGCACAUGUGCUGUUUUAGGACAGCGUUGUCUGCUGACUUCAACACAGCAGAACUGCACUGAUACAACCAGUAAACUGAAGAGUACCGACAUAGUUGUACAUCCUGGUCUUGAGGCAGAUACUACAGUUACCAGCUCAUCAUCAUGUCUAACUGCCCAUUGGGAGGCCUCUUCAUCGCAGGUAUUAAACUCAUUCACUCGAUUUCAAUGGAGCAUUGGGAAAAAAGGAAAAUCACCAGGAGUUGGAAUAUUUGAUCUCAAAACUGAAACUGUAUGGCGGGAAAUAGGGAAACGUACCAGGCUUAUACACUGCCUUCCUCGAGGACGAUCACUUCAGCAUGGAUCAGAAUAUAUCAUCCACGUGAAAGCCUGGUUUAGCUUCAGUGAUUACGCUGUGUUCCAGUCUCAUAGUAUCCUGGUUGACCACACACCACCUGCAGUUCAGAGGGCUAAGUCACCCCUGGAUUCAGAUGGGUCUUGCAAAAUGGACUUGGAAUAUUUCAGUCAUGGACAAACAGUAUUAUCGUGUUGGGAAGGAGUGUUCAACGACACACAAACAACAUUGACAGGCUUUGAAAUUUGGGUUGGAACGUCACCUGAAGGAGAUGACACCAUACCACAAACAUCCGUGGGUAAACAAACUUCAUAUACGAUUCCUCUGGCAUACCUGAAAAGUGGUACGAAAUACUACAGUAGCAUCAGGGCAACCAACUCGGCUGGUCUGCAGACUAUAGCAGUGUCUGAUGGUUUUGUAGUUGAUGAUACACCACCUGUAGUUGGAGUAGUCUUCAACACUGACCGUCACAAGAACAUCGAGUUUCAGUCAUCCAACACAACACUGAAGGCUUCUUGGCAUGGAUUUGAAGACUAUCAUUCCUAUGUUCAGAGAUUUGAAAUCGCGAUUGUAAAAGAGGGAGAACAUAUCCUGGACUCCAUGUUCAAGUACCAUGGAAUGGAAAAUGAGAUCACCAUAGAAAAUCUAAAACUAGAAGAGAAGAAGAGGUAUCGCAUUGCAGUCAGAGCAGUUGAUGCUGCAGGCCUUCGCAGUAGUACUGCUGAGUCGCCAAGCAUACUGAUUGACACAUCAGCUUCAAAAGCCUUUCAAUGCACAUCUUUUCUUGACAGGACAUCGAACUUUACUUCUGCUAAUUACACAUAUCUUCGGCAUAAUUCCAUUCUACUUCACACCUCUGAAUAUCUGCAGAAGAAAACAUUCUAUCAGAUGAGGGUUGUGGGCGACUUGAACAUCCACACGACAAAUGUCAUUUUUACAGUUGGCAAACUUCAUAUUCCGGCUAUGUUUGAGAAGAAAACUGUACAAACACUGGCAUCGCAUAGCUUCCUGGCCCCCAAUUCCGGCCCUACUAACAUAAGUAUAUCAAUCACCGGCACUAAUAUAUCAGAUGCCUUAGAUGUAACACUCAGUGAAUGUCAAAACAUAGUAGAGACCAAUUCAGAAAAUGGCAUCACAGUUUGGCAAAUUCGACCGUCUGUUGUUGCUGUUUGUGCCAGGGUAAUAGAUCAAGAAAGCGGGACAAGAAGUGUGUGGCUUGGAGCAGGAACAAGCAAGGGAGGAUACCAGAUCCGUGCCUUGUCUCCAACGUCUGUCAGCAACCAUGAAAUGAUUCUGGUGGAAGAGCCACAUGGUAGCCCUGUUCAUGUUACGGUGAUGGCAGAGAACAAUGCUGGUCUCAGAACCAUCUUCACAUCCAAGCCAAUCACCAUCGACCACACUCCACCAGAGAUUAGGUUUGCAUCAUCAAGCCUUGAAUACACAGAAGGAUCUAAUACUGUUUCUAUUAAGAUGACGUGGGAGGUCGAAGAUGACGAAAGUGGAAUAGACUGGUGCUUAUGUACAUAUGGAACCCCACAUACUUACGAGCCUAUUUGGAUGCAGUCACUGGCAAUGACUAGUUGUGAAAUCCAGAAUAUCCCUGCUCCUCAAGGCAGUUUCCUCUAUGCAUGGGUCCGUUGUCUCAACAAUGUAAACAUGGAGACAACUAUCACUUCAGAAGCCCUGCAGGUUGUAUACCACCCUCCUGCUCUCCCGCUAAACUCUUUGAAAGUCCUUGUGGACAAUCAGAUAUCUUCAGGACUCGUCUCGACUACCACACAACCUUACACCGACCACAUAGAGUUCGUUUGGCAGAAUGGGAACACUCCUGAGAUCUGGGGCAAUGAAUGUCGCCUUCUAGAACAUGGUAGACCUGUAGCAGAUUGGGUAUCUACAGGAAAGAAGACCUAUGCAACACUUGACGGGUUGAGUCUCCAAGAUGGACAUGUGUAUGAAAUCCAGGUCCGCGCUGUGAAUGGCAGGGUCCAGUACAGCAAUAUCCUCAACAGUACCAUAACAGUCGAGAGCCGGUCGCCUUUGAUCACAGGGGUCGAGCCCACGGCAACACUGGUGAAUGGACACCUCACGGUAGACUGGUCAAAUGUGUUUGACAGUUUCAACAUGAAGACUGAAUAUGAUGUAACCAUUGGUACAAGACAAGGAUUUGCAGACAUAAUUCAACAAAAGGUUACCACAGAUACUUAUCUGCUUGCAACAACAUAUACAAAUGAACCUGGCGUCUUUGUAACAAUCAAAGCAAAUACCGAAACUGGGAAAUUCGGCAUUUAUUCACACUUUCUAGCCCUUUAUUAGCUGCAAAGGUAAUUUAAUUGAAGCUUGCUUGAAAUGAAUUGUGUUGUUGUUUUGUUGAUCCAUGUCCAUAUAAUUAAAUAAUUAAACCAUCACAUGUCUCAAAUUGGAAGUGUAUUGUGUUUUUAAUAGAGGAAAUAUUUGCUUGUUUUUUGGUGUAAGUAUGUCUGCUUUGCUUUUAAAUAAAUGAAGUCAAUAUAAAACUGUUAA